Molecule: messenger RNA, 459 nt
Organism: Lycium barbarum (goji berry)
Lineage: Eukaryota; Viridiplantae; Streptophyta; Magnoliopsida; Solanales; Solanaceae
Exons: 2
Coding region: 1-459 (152 amino acids)
Source: RefSeq, a predicted model, not a curated record
AUGGCUCCGGCAGAGUUGAGAGACUUGAAGGAGAAGUUGCAAGACUUGUUGAGCAAAGGAUUUAUUAGACCCACAUAUUACGAAGUUGCUGGGGGGACAAGGAAGAGAAGAAUAUAUGGUCUUGGAUCUCAAGCACAAAGUUAUUAUGGGCCGAAUCUUUGCGUCAAUUUUGCCUUUAAUGCUUCAGCAUCAGCAGCACCUUCAACUUCUCAAUCAGCACCUACAGAAAAUAUGGAGGAGUUAGUGAUGCGAUUGAUUCCUACACUGACUGAUCGCUUGCUUCCUUUAUUUAUUGAGAAGGCACGCGGAGUGAUUUCUUCACCAUCACAUCAUCCAAAUACUCCCGUCGACAAACCAUCAAUUGUGACACCCAUAGUGCCUCCUCCUCCUACUGCUAACGUUGACGAUGUUGAUCCUUUAGUUUCUGAUGAUGAUCGUAGUCCUUCACCCAUGCAUUAG